Papaver somniferum (opium poppy) is the source of this 852-nucleotide messenger RNA. RefSeq lists its product as uncharacterized. The transcript is spliced from 3 exons. The record is from RefSeq and is a predicted model, not a curated record. The coding region runs from base 1 to 852 and encodes 283 amino acids. Lineage: Eukaryota; Viridiplantae; Streptophyta; Magnoliopsida; Ranunculales; Papaveraceae.
AUGGUCAGGGAUGGUAAUAGCAUUUUGGCUUUUAGAGACAAUUGGAUUCCCAAUAGUGCUCAACCAUUAUGCUCGGCUUACCCAAAUCCUAAUUUUCUAGUUUCUGAUUUGAUUGAUAAGGACACUAACAGCUGGAAUUUGGAUUUGGUUAAGGCUUAUUUCACUCCUCAGAAUGCGCAGAUCAUUCAAGGUAUUAGAGUCCCUCUUUCGGAUAAUGACAGAUUAAUCUGGCCAUUUUCUAAAAAUGGCCAAUUCAUUGUCAAAACAGCUUACAAGCUUCUGUCUGGACAAUAUGAGUUUAUUCAUAAUCCUCAAAACCAAAACCCUUUAUACAAGUCUCUUUGGAAGCUUCCAGCUCUUCCCAAAGUUCAGUACAAUAACUCUCAUGAUGUGAACUGUAAUUUGUGUGGUACUGUGGUGCCUGAAACUCUUGAGCAUCUCAUUUUACAUUGUCCUUUUGAUCAGGCAGUUUGGUCUUUAACCCAUUUUUAUAAUGAAGUUGCACAGGUUAGAGAUUCAACUUUGAAUCUAAAAGAUUGGGUUGGACAUUGGCUAUCCUCCAAUGCCCUUAAAAAUAAAGUUGUUGUUGUGUUCUCAAUUGGUUGGAGUAUAUGGAAGGAUAGGUGUUCCUUAAUUUUCCAGGGCAAAAACUUACAUCCUAGCACUACGGCGAGAUUAGCUCUUAAGCUUGUGACUGACUCAGAAUCCUAUCUUAGAACUGAACCUGUUGUUCGCAUAACUGCCAAUGAACCUUCAGCUGGAAAUGACCUGAUUUCCUUAGUUUCUUCCUUGCCAGAUGAUUGUAUUAUUAUUUAUAGUGAUGCAUCUUUUGACAUUAAUACUAAUAUGUAG